Molecule: messenger RNA, 765 nt
Organism: Aspergillus melleus
Lineage: Eukaryota; Fungi; Ascomycota; Eurotiomycetes; Eurotiales; Aspergillaceae
Exons: 1
Coding region: 1-765 (254 amino acids)
Molecular function (GO): O-methyltransferase activity
Source: RefSeq, a predicted model, not a curated record
AUGAUUUUGCGGGCCACGGCGUACGUGCCCGAAUUCUUGGAAACAAGAGGAUACCAGACCCCAGAUGACGCCUACGACGGCCCCUUCCAGCAGGCUUACAGCACCAAGCUACACCACUUUGAGUGGCUGGCACGGCACCCAGAUGAGCAGCAUGCCUUCAACGUGGUGAUGGAGACCGGAAACCGGGCGGUAGAGGGCAAACAGUGGUACGACUUCUACCCCUGGGAGGAGCGGCUGUUGUCCGACGGUGACACAGACCGCGUGCUCCUAGUCGACAUUGGCGGUGGCAAGGGUCACGACCUUGCGCGCUUCAGGGAGAGAACGAACACCACCGGCCACCUGAUCUUGCAGGACGUUCCCGAGGUCAUCCGGGAUAUUCGGGUACCGCUAGCCCAGGGCAUCGAGGUCCAGGGCUACAACAUGUUUGACGCGCAGCCCGUCCGUGGCGCAAAGGCGUACUACAUGCGCACAGUGCUUCAUGACUGGCCUGACAACCAGGCCCUGCAAGCCCUGCAGCGCAUCCGGGAGGCGAUGGCGGACGAUUCAGUGCUGCUGAUCAACGAAAAUACCCUCCCCGAAAUUGCCGUCCCUCGGUUUAAUGCCAGUGUGGAUCUCAUCAUGAUGACUAUGUUCUCGUCACUGGAGCGUACGGAGAAACAGUGGCAGAGUCUUUUGGAACGCGCCCAGUUCAAGGUCGUCAAGGUAUGGCGAGCGGAUAACCAGGGUGUGGGGUCUAAUGCUUUGUUUGAGGCCGUUCCUAUCUAA